AAGGAAGUAAAACAAUAAAUACAUAUUUUUUUUCUUUCUCGUUUAAAGAAGCAAAACAAAUCUCUCCCAAUCUCUCUUCCUCCGUGAGCAACAAGGAGAGAUCUUUGGGAAUCAAUCAAUCAAUCGAUCGGUCGAGAAAAGCGAUGAAUGGGAUUCAACGUCACCAUCUCCUCCAGCUAGUCUUAUCGUGCCGUAAGAUCACGGCGCAAGUGACUCAGCCAGGAACCUCCACAAUCGUAGCCAUGGCUUCUUCCUCCGAGCAGGAAUUCCUAGCCCAGAGCCGCGCCAAUCUCUACCGAUUCCCUCGUUCCAACAAUUUCUGGGACUCGAAGACCGCUUCACGCGUCGGCGAGAAGCUUGGCCUUCGCCUCAGGGAGCUUGGCGUCGAAACUGUCUCCAUUGAUGCCGACGAAGAGAUCUCACGACCCAUUCACCACCGUAAAAGGGUUCUUCCGCUGUUUGAUUCCGUCCGUCGCACCGGAAUCAGAGUCGACGGGACUGAGCAGUUGCACGAUAUCGGCCCAAUCAUCCCCAGAAAUUAGGUUUUUUCGAAUUUGGGGGAUCAUUUUUUGUCCGUACAGUUUCUUCUUGUAUUGAGUGAGAGCUUUACAGGAACAGAUUUGAUUCUUUUCGACAUGACAUUUCGAUUUCAUUCAUACGUUUCUCGUUUUUUAUGCAAUUCGAAAGUUUAGAACUAGUUCUUCCAUCAUCAUUUUUGCUUCUGUAACCAAAAAAAAAAACUUCUCUGGAUAUAUAAGAUGUUUCAUGGAAAAAUGGAAAAG
Eutrema salsugineum is the source of this 782-nucleotide messenger RNA. RefSeq lists its product as uncharacterized. Gene Ontology annotation, molecular function: structural constituent of ribosome; 5S rRNA binding. The record is from RefSeq and is a predicted model, not a curated record. Gene Ontology annotation, cellular component: ribosome. NCBI's taxonomy places the organism in Eukaryota, Viridiplantae, Streptophyta, Magnoliopsida, Brassicales, Brassicaceae. The transcript has a single exon. Gene Ontology annotation, biological process: translation. The coding region runs from base 144 to 542 and encodes 132 amino acids.